UGGUCCAAUAUACCACCAACUGGAUCUUUGACCAAACGAACUUCGAAGAGCUCAUUAGCCAAACAAAAUUCACACACUUCAUUGACCAAACGAACGUCAAGCAGUGCAUCUAAGAAAUUAAGUAAAGGUUUAUCAAAGACAGGUGCAACAAGUGUUAAUGGGAUAGAGCCAUCACGACAACCUGAGAAAAGAGGAAAGGUUGAGCUAUGGUUUUAUAGUGGAGAGUUUGUAUCUGUCAGGGCUAGUGAUGAUGAUGCAUCCUACUAUAUCUGUCGCCUACUUCAGAAUGUAUAUAAUACUAGUGAAGAUGUUAAAAUUCGAUGGGUGGAGGAACGACCUUCAGGUUUCCGCAACUUGUUUGUAAUGACGUCCCGAGAAACAAUUGACCCUGCUACCAUCGUUAUGUCAAUCCGUGUGGAAUCGAGACGUGGAAAUGUUUUCACCCUUAACAAAGAUGACAUAGCAGAAACAAGCAAGAUUUUAAAUUUGAUUGUGUCAAGUUCUGACGAUCCUGUUGAACUAAUGGAUGAUGAUAAAGUUUUGAAAGUUGAACAGAUUGAAACCCCAAGAAAGAAACCAAAACUUCACAAAAGUGUAGGACUUAAGACAAAAGGUGGUCUUGGCAAAAAAAAUGCAGUUCUUGAUAAGAAAAAAACAAUCAACAAGAAAAAAGGUGCAGAGCCAGGUGAAAAGAAAGAAAGGAAGAGAAAGACACCAGCUAAAGCUAAAAUAGACUUGACAUUAAAACCAAGACCUCAUAUUAAAGUUCUUGUAAAAGAUCCACUCUUUGAGACUAGUACAAAAAUGCCAUUUAUAUCGAAGUUUGCUAACUCAAGAUUGACUUUCCGGGCUGUUAAUUUGGAUGAUCUGAAGUUAUUAAAAAGUUUUUUUAAUGAUAAAGAUGAAACAAAGCCAGCAUCAGUAAUAUUAAGUCAAACUAGAACAGUAGAUAAUGUUGUGGAUGAAUAUUCAGCCAUACAUUAUGCUAUAAAAGACCAAAAAAUUGAAAUAUUAAGAUAUUUGAUAACAAAAGCAGAUGAUGAAGAUGUACGGUCAGAGUAUAGAAAUUUCUGUAGUCUGAACACGGGAAGUUAUAAUCCACGUUCAUUAGGUAUCGAGGCAGUUCGACCACUGACUGUCAGUAGAGGGGUCAAAGAGGGCAACGAAGCACUGAUGAAGGAUACAGAAACAAAAAUUCAAAUUGAGCAAGAUGAAUCAUGUUUUGACAGUUAUUUAAAAUGUGCUAUGAAACAUGGUGUGAGUAAGGAAAUAUUGGAAAUCAUUCUUGUAGAGAAAUCAAAAAUCAUCGGCACAGAUUCUAUUUAUGACUCAUAUAAUAUUCAAGCAGCAUCUAAAAAUUUAGAUUUGGCUCUAGAAAAUGGCCAUAGACAGAUCAUAGUUGAUGUACUAGAAAAGAGUUUACAGAAUGAUUAUAGACGCGAUAAAUUAUUACUAUAUUUAAAGGUUUUAGUAGCUGAAUCUGCUGAUGAAUUAAAGGGAAAAGUUCCACCAUCUGCUGUAGCAUACAAAGCUAAAAUGUUUCAACAGAUGUCCCCGAUACAUUUUGCUGUCAUCAAUCCUAGAACAGAAAUAAUGGAGAAACUUCUGUCAGUUAAUCCUGAUUUUCAAGUUGCUGAUAAGAAAAAUCGUAGACCAAUACAUUUUUCUGCAGGUUGCGAAGACAGUGGACCUCUAGAAAAUCUUAUGAAAAAAGGAGCGAAUGUUUAUGACGCUGAUGUUUUUGGUCAGAUACCAUUACACUACGCUAUUAAAGCUAACAGAUUGAAGAAUGUAGAAGUUUUGUUGAAAGCUGCUAAUGAAGAGAGUAAAACUGGAGGUGAUAUAUUAAGUUGUUAUUAUGUUAUAUUUUAG
Molecule: messenger RNA, 1872 nt
Organism: Patella vulgata (common limpet)
Lineage: Eukaryota; Metazoa; Mollusca; Gastropoda; Patellidae
Exons: 13
Coding region: 364-1872 (502 amino acids)
Molecular function (GO): protein binding
Source: RefSeq, a predicted model, not a curated record